AUGAAAAUCAGAAGGUAUAAGAGAGCGCAGAGGCAAAUAUCGGUGUUUCGUUACAAUUUCGGUUUUAGUCCGCCAUUUCGGAUAUUAAUAGACGGAACUUUUGCUGUGGCAGCUUUGGCUAACAAGAUAAAUUUACGGGAACAGCUACCAAAAUAUCUCGCCGAGGAAGUAAUAAUUUGCGUUACUCCAUGUGUACUAGCGGAACUUGAAAGGCUUGGCACUCCUGUCUACGGUGCUCUUCAUGUUUGUAAGCAGUUUCAAGUCGAAGUAUGUCCGCAUAAGCCAUUGAGAAGUGCGUCUGAUUGCAUUUGCCAUUUGGCUCGUCGAAUGAAGAACAGGACAAAGUAUUUUGUUGCGACUCAGGACUAUUCGUUAACUGAAAGGCUGCGGCAAAUAGCCGGUGUUCCCAUUUUGUUUAUAAAAUACAAAGGGAUCUUGAUUGAUCGAGCUAGCGAGGCGACAGUAAAGGCUAUGGAAACUCCAAAGGCGGAUAUAGAUGCUAUAAAAGAGUUGAAAAAAGAAGUACUUGGUGUAGAGAAGAAAAUUAGAAAAAAGAAAAAAGCGAAAGGACCUAACCCACUUUCUGUGAAGAAGAAGAAGAAGCGAGUAGUUGUCCACAUUGCUAGUGGCGCGAAAACAGCAAACGGGAAGCGUAGGCGAAAAAGGAAGGUUCAGAAGGAUGAAACAAACUGA
Messenger RNA from Enterobius vermicularis (human pinworm), 693 nucleotides. The record is from the annotation of a GenBank genome assembly. NCBI's taxonomy places the organism in Eukaryota, Metazoa, Nematoda, Chromadorea, Rhabditida, Oxyuridae.